AUGGAGAAGACAUCCAUCAAACUCGUCUCGGUAUUGGUUGCAGUACUCUUCCUCGUUGCUCAAUAUGGGGGAGUGGAGGCCAGAUCGACAUUAACUCCAUGCGAACAAGACGGGGAUUGCGCAGCUGUUUGCCCAACUAUCUGCACGGUUCAUGAAACAUGUGAAUGUUACAACAAGAUAUGUAGAUGUCUUGUGGAUAAAGUCAUUAAUCCGGUUGUCAUGGGGAUAAAAAAUCAAUAA
This is a messenger RNA of Linum trigynum, 240 nucleotides long. Lineage: Eukaryota; Viridiplantae; Streptophyta; Magnoliopsida; Malpighiales; Linaceae. The record is from the annotation of a GenBank genome assembly.